This is a messenger RNA of Closterium sp. NIES-65, 10710 nucleotides long. The record is from the annotation of a GenBank genome assembly. Lineage: Eukaryota; Viridiplantae; Streptophyta; Zygnematophyceae; Desmidiales; Closteriaceae.
AUGUCGCGGGACUUGCAAUCCCGCCGGUUCUCCAACCGGUCGAAUCGCAGCUCACGGCUACCCGUCUACACUGACGACGACGACGACGCGGCGUUCGAAGCCUGGCUGCGGGAGCAGGAGCGGGAGGAGGCGGGAGGGGGUAGCGGAAGAGGCGGAAAGGCGACUAAAACAGGGAAAUCGGAUGUCAAAUCAAGGAAAACAGAUGCAAAAACAAGCGAGAAAAGAGGUGGUGGUAAGGGGAAGGAGAGGCGAUCAGAGACGGUGAAAGCAGAACCCUCCGCGUCUCCAAGAGCAGCAGGGGGGGAAAAGCUGGAUGGCGCAACGACGGCCACGGGGAAGGGUGGGAAGGCGGGGGGAAGCGGAAGUGCGGGGAAAGCCGAGGGGAAGACGGGGAGGGGUGGCGAAGAGGCGAUGGAGGGGGUGGAGGUGGGAGAUGAGCAGGGGGGGGAUGAAGAGGCAGCUAAGGUGGAUGCUGACGUGUCAGAGGAGGAGGCUGAGGGGGAUGCUGACGUGUCAGAGGAGAAGGCUGGGGGGGAUGCUGACGUGUCAGGAGAGGAAGCUGAGGUGGCUGCGGAGGACGAUGACGUGUGCGAGGUGUGCGGGGGCGAUGGAGAGUUGCUGAUGUGUGACGCGUGCCCCGCUGUGUACCAUCUGUACUGCCUGCACCCGCCUCUCUCCCACGUGCCUGAAGGCGCCUGGUUCUGCCCCAAAUGCGGCCAUGACUGGUCAGCAGUGGAGCGGUUUUUGGGCGUGAGAGAGGUGGAGCAGGGGGGCGAGGGGGGCGGAGAGGGUGGUGAGGGAAGAGAGGUGGCGGUGGAUGGGGGGACCAGAGAGGGGGUUGGUGAUGGCAAGAGGAGUGGCGAUGGUGGUAGAGAUGGCCAUGACAGUGGAGGGCGGGGUGAGAGGAGGCGAGUGGAGGAGUAUUUGAUCAAGUGGAGGGACAAGUCGCACAUUCAUUGCACCUGGUAUACUCCUGUUCCUCUUGUUGAACCUCCCUCCGACCCCGUUUCUCUCCCUCACACACGCUCCUUAACUCUCAUUCGGACUACUCGGGUGGGAGCUACAGCAUUGGAGGCAGCAGCAAAGAGCUUUCCGGGGCUUAAAGCCCGGAUGAGGAACUACCUGCGGCAGAGGGCAGAGGCAGCAGCACAGAGCGCACUGUACGGGGAUGGGGAGGAGGACCCGGAGGAGAGUGGGGCGGUGCCAGUGCUGCGACCUGACUGGCUGGUUGUGGAGCGAAUUGUCAACGCCAAGAAGAACCGCAAGGGGCAGCAGGAGUACUUAGUUAAGUGGCGAGAGUUGGGGUACGACGAGGCUACCUGGGAGACAGAGGAGGAUUUGCGGAGCAAAGGAAGAGAGCCGGCCAAUGGCAUGAAAGAAGAGCAAAAGGAGGGGUUGAAGGAUGGGGCGAAGGAUGGUGAUCAAGGGAAGAAAGGGUCAGGAGGAGAUGGAAAAGGGAAGAAGGGUGUGAGAAAGAAAGGAGAGGAGGAGAGUGGUGAGGCAGUUGUAGAAGGUUUCGAGGAGGCUCUUAAGGAGUAUGAGGAGAUGAUGGCGAGAGGACCUAAAGCAGUGGCGUGGGGACUGGUGGGCGGGGGAGAGGGAGCGGGUAAGGAGGCAGAGAGGGGAGUGCAGAAGAGGAAGCGAAUGGAGUUCAAGGAAACACCCGGCUUUCUGAAAGGUAUGCUGCACCCGUACCAGCUGGAGGGGCUCAACUGGCUGCGAUUCGCCUGGCAGCAGAAGCAGCACGUGAUUCUGGCGGACGAGAUGGGGCUGGGCAAGACAGUGCAGGCAAUCUCCUUCCUCGCAUCCCUGCACGAGGAGAGGGCCACAGCACUCCCUCACAUGGUGGUCGUGCCGCUCUCAACUCUGCGCAACUGGCAGCGCGAAUUUGAAACUUGGGCGCCCCACCUGCGCGUGAUGAUGUAUGUGGGAACAGGAGCAGCAAGAGCAUUGAUUCGAGAACACGAGUUCUUCUUCCCCUCCUCCUACACGCCUCCCCCUCCUCCUUCAACCAAGGAUACGCGCACGCAAGGGAAGCAGGUGAAGGGCGGGAAGAAGGGGAAAGGUGGCGAGAAAGGGAAGGGUGGAGAGAGCAAGAAGCGUGGACACAAAGGGAAAGGUGGGAAGGUCGGGAGGGAGGUAUCACGACAGGUGCAGCGGCCCAAGAGGAAACGAAAGAGUGGGAGGAUGGUGCUGUCUUCUGAGUCUGAGAAGUCUGAGGAGCCCUCUGGCGGGUCAGAUGGGGAUAGUGAGGAUGAGGUGGAAGAGGUUGGAGUGCUGGAGGAUAUGGAGGGAGGAGGCGAGGAGGAAAGGGAGGAGGAGGAAGAGGAGGAGGAGGAAGAGGAGGAGGAGGAAGCGGAAGAGGAGGAGGAAGAGCAGGCAGGGAAGAGUAGACGCAGGCAGAUGGGGACGAGGGCUUCCCACAGUGUUACGAGAGAGCAAGAUAGGGAGGCAAGGAGCAGGGGUGUGAUGAGAAGCGAUAGUACAGGGAGGGAUGUUAGGGGUCGGGAGAAGGGCAGGCUAAGAGAAGUGAAGGGAACGAAGGAUCGAGGGAAGAAGAGAGGAAGGGAGAUGAAGCAACAGCAGCAACAGAAGGGGCGGAAGCGGCGGAGGGGAGAGUCAGCAUCGUCAUCAGAUGAGUCUUCUGAUGAGGAUGAUGAGGAGUAUGUGGUGGUGGCAGAGGAGGGGAGUGGGGAGAAGGAGAGUGAGGAGGAGGCGAGUGAAGAGGAGGGUAGUGAGAAUGAGGAGGAGGAAGAGGAAGAGGAGGAAGAAGAGGACGAGGAGGAAAUGCCACUGAGCAAGCGGGCGAAGGCAGAAGCAGGGGGGGGCGGCAGCAUCAAGGGGGGCAGCAAACGCAUUCCCCCUGGUGGGCGCAUGCAGCAGCAACAGCAACUGUCCCGGCAGGAGCGGGUGAGGUUUGACGUGCUUCUGACGUCAUACGAGGCGGUGAACAGUGACUCGCAGCAGCUGAGGCAGGUGCGGUGGGGGUGCCUGGUGGUGGACGAAGGGCACCGCCUGAAGAACAAGGAGAGUAAGCUGUUUGGGACGCUGCAGAGCUAUUCGUCCCUGCACCGCCUGCUGCUCACCGGCACUCCCCUGCAGGUGACUAGCGAGUUGUGCUGUGCCCAUUUCUGGCAUGGGGUUGAAGAGAGGGUGGGGUGGUGGGUAGCGUUGGUGCGGUGGGGGUGCGUGGUGGUGGACGAGGGGCACCGGCUGAAGAACAAGGAGAGCAAGCUGUUUGGGACGCUGCAGAGCUACUCCUCCCUGCACCCCCUGCUGCUCACCGGCACUCCCCUGCAGAACAAUCUGGACGAACUUUUCAUCCUCAUGCACUUCCUCGAUGCCGAUAAGUUUGCGAGUCUGGAGGGGUUUCAGGGCGAGUUCCAGCAGCUGGGGCAGGAGGAGCAGGUGGCCAAGCUGCAUCACCUGCUGGCGCCACACCUGCUCAGGCGGCUGAAGAAGGACGUGUUGAAGCAGAUGCCGCCCAAGAAGGAGCAGAGCCAUGAAAAUGACACCCUCACCACCACCUUAUAUGUUGCUCUCCAUUUCUCUUUCCCCGUCCACUCUCCACCCGGUAUUCUCCCAGGGCUGAAGAAGGACGUGUUGAAGCAGAUGCCGCCCAAGAAGGAGCAGAUUCUGCGUGUGGACUUGGCGCCGCUGCAGCGCUCGCUGUACCGAGCUGUGCUCACCCGCAACUACCAGGCUCUCACCAAGGCGUCUGGGCAGCAGGUUCUCACCAAGGCGUCGGGGCAGCAGGUACGUUUUACGCAGGGAACGCUGUACUUCUGCUCCUUACUUAUAGCAGCACUGCACUGUGCUCACUCGCAUCACAACUACCAGGUGCUUACCAAGGCGUCCGGGCAGCAGCGUAUACGGCUGUUACCACCCUUUACUUACCUUCAUCUCCCCUCACGAGUCACAGGUAUGCCUGACCAACACAAUGAUGCAGCUGAGGAAGGUGUGCUGCCACCCGUGCCUGGUGAAGGGCGCAAAGAGUGUCACCUGUUCCUGCUGUGCCCGGUAUCGCUGACCAACACAAUGAUGCAGCUGAGGAAGGUGUGCUGCCACCCGUUCCUGGUGGAGGGCGUGGAGGGGGUGCUGUCUGCAUCUCCUCUUCUCAUCUCCCGUUGUUAUUACCUUGCCUUCACCCCCCCCCCAGGUCUCCCUCACAAACACAAUGAUGCAGCUGAGGAAGGUGUGCUGCCACCCGUUCCUGGUGGAGGGCGUGGAGGAGCAGCACGGAGGCGGAGAUACCCCAGCAGAAGCCAGCCGGUUAGUGACGGUGGGGUGGGGGGGGGGAAAUGGCCGCACAGAGAGACCACAGCUAAGGAAGAUGUGCUGGCACCCGUUCCAUGGAAGGGGCACGAGGAAGAAGUGGGAAAGGAGGGUUUUCACUCACCCUCUCCUGCUGGCACACUCUCACUCCAUGUACUUGUCUUCUUUCCCCGGCAUAUGGUGGCAGCAUCCUACUGGAUGUCGGUGCGACUUUUGAGGCGCAUGGUGGUGGCAUCAGACAAGCUGGCUCUGCUGGAGCGAAUGCUGGAGCAGCUCAAGGCCGGGGCACCUUGUGCUGGUGCACUCACCUUGCCCCUGUUCCCUCCCUGUCCCUUGUUCCUCUCCAUGCACUUCCCUCCCAGGCGCAUGGUGGUGGCAUCAGACAAGCUGGCUCUGCUGGAGCGAAUGCUGGAGCGGCUGAAAGCGGGGGGGCAUCGCGUGCUGGUGUACUCGCAGUUCAAACGCAUGCUGGACCUGCUGCAGGAGUGGCUCAUGGGCAAGGUGGGUGGCUCAUGGGCAAGCUGUGCUGGUGUCUCUGUGCUGGUGUACUCGCAGUUCAAGCGCAUGCUGGACCUGCUGCAGGAGUGGCUCCUGGGCAAGGUGGGUAGCUGGGUGGUGGGGAGGGGAAGUUCAAGCGCAUGCUGGACCGACCUGCUGCAGGAGUGGCUCAUGGGCAAGGUGGGUGGCUCAUGGGCAAGGUGGGUGGCUCAUGGGCAAGGUGGGUGGCUCAUGGGCAAGGGCUGGGGGUGUGAGCGCAUAGACGGCAGCGUGAGCGGCACGGACCGGCAGCAGCGAAUCGACCGGUUCAAUGCUCCCGGGUCUAGCCGCUUUGUGUUCCUGCUCUCCACGCGCGCUGGUGGGCUGGGGAUCAACCUCGCCACUGCUGACACUGUGAUUAUAUACGACAGUGACUGGAAUCCGCAUGCAGAUCUGCAGGCCAUGGCUCGCGCGCACAGGCUGGGGCAGACCCAAACGGUGAUGAUAUACCGGCUGGUGACGCGGGCAACAGUGGAGGAGCGAAUGGUGCAGAUGAGCAAGAAGAAGAUGGUGCUGGAGCAUGUGGUGGUGGGGAAGCUCAAACAAUCCAACCUCAACCAGGAGGAGUUGGAUGACAUUUUGCGAUUCGGAGCAAAGGAGUUGUUUGAAGAGGAUGAUGAGGAGGAGGACGAGGGGAAAGGAGGGGAGGAAGGGGAAGAAGGGAAAGAGGCAAAGGAGGGAGAGGGGAAGAAAGAGGAGGAAGGUGGUGGGGAGGUGGCAGGAGACAAGGCUGGAGAAGGCAGUAAGGAUGCUGACAAGGACGCUGACAAGGAUGCUGACACGGAUGCUGACAAGGAUGCUGACAAGGAUGCUGAGAAAGGAGCAGCCGGGGACGAGAAACUGAAGGAGAAGAAAAAGCAGAAGGAGAGCCGGCGGAUCUACUACGAUGAUGCUGCUAUUGAGAGGCUGUUGGAUCGCAGCACAGUGGGCGAGGAGCAGGCGCAGGAUGAGCCGGACAAUGACUCAACUACCUUAAGGCAUUCAAGGCUGUUGGAUCGCAGCACAGUGGGCGAGGAGCGGGCGGAGGAUGAGCCGGACAACGACUACCUCAAGGCAUUCAAGGUUGCCAAUUUCAGCUUUGUAUCCGAAGCAGAUCAAGCUGAGGCGGACGCAGAGAAGGAGAGAGAGCUGGAGCGGGAAAGGCAAAGAGAACAGGAGUUGGCAGGGGAGGGGGAGAGAGACGGCAAACGCUUAGACGCUGCAGGAAGAGCCGCGUACUGGGAGUCACUGCUGAAAGACAAAUACGAGGCGGAACAAAUAGAGGCGUUUUUGGAGCUGGGGAAGGGAAGGCGGGCGAGACGACAUGUGGAUUACACGGUUGAUGGGGAGGAGGAGGGGGAGCAGGCGGGGGGUAAGAAGGGGGAGAGAGGGGGGAAGGGGGAGAAAGGGGGGGAAGGGGAGGGGGAUGAGGCAUAUGAUGAGGAUGGGGAGGAGGACGACGGGGAGGAUGGGGAGAGUGAUGUGGAGCUUGAGGAGGAGAGUAUGGGGAGGGGUAGGAAGAGGAAGGUUAGGUACGGGAAGCCGGUUCCCGCUACCUCUCCUGGUGUUGCUGUGGGAGGGGCGGGAGGAGGGGGGAGUGCAGGGGAAGUGAGGAGGAAAGUGUGGCCGUUGAUGGAGGGGGCAUGGCCGUACACCAAGGUGCUGGGAUUCACAUCCAAGCAGCGCAUGACCUUCCAACAGCUCAUCAUGCGGUUCGGGAUCGGUGAUUUCAGCUGGAAGGAGUUCGUGCCUCGACUCAAGCCGCGCACCCUGCAGGAGAUAAAAGACACUGCUGCACUGUGCACCCAGUACGAUCAUCGCUCUUCUAUCCUACACGGAGUUCCCAAGGAGGGCGUGAGUCCCAAGGAGGUGCUCAUCCGCCUGGCCCUUCUGCAUCUCAUUCCCCUCUCCUUCCCCUCUCACUUCCCCCAUCCCCAUCCCCAUCUCCUCUUCUCCUCCCUCCCCACCUCCUUCGUCCUCCCCCCGCCACCAGACGGAGUGCCCAAGGAGGGCGUGAAUCCGCAGGAGGUGCUCAUCCGCCUGGCCCUGCUGCACCUCAUUCGCACCAAGGUGGCCGCGGCUGAGAGCACCCGGGAGAGGCUGCGGGAGAGGGUCAGGGCGAGGAGGCUGGCCAAGGGUGGGAGUGCAGAGGGAAGGGGUGUGGAAGAGAGGGAUGCAGACGCGAGUGGUGUGGAGUGUAGGGUCGCAGAGGCAGCAGCGGGAGGCGCAGCAACAAAAGAGGCAGCAGCAGCAGCAGCAGCACCUUUUGGGAACGAAGAGGCUGUUAGGAAGGCGGGUGAGGAAGUGUGCGGAGGCACGGUGGGCGAAGGAAAAGGGGAUGUGCCUUCAGAAAUGGAGGGCGUGACUUUGGGUGGUGGGGAAGGGGAUGAGAAGGGAGAGGGGGGGCGUGGAGGGGUGGCGGGGGAAGGGAAGGGGGAUGGGCGUUCAGAGAUGGAGGGCGUGGAGGGAAAUGCGAAGGGGGCUGAGAAGCGGGAAGAGGGAAACGUUGAUCUGGGUAUGAAGGGAGAAGGAGGUAAGGGAGAGGGAGGGAAGGGAGAGGAAGGGAAGGGAGAGGGGGGGAAGGGAGAGGAAGGGAAGGGAGAGGGAGGGAAGGGAGAGGAAGUGAGGGGAGAGGGAGAGGGCGACAAGGGAGGGAGGAGAGAGGGCGAGGUGGAGGGUGGUAAGGAUGAGGGUGAAAAGAAGGAGGGUAGAAAGAAGGAGGGUGAGCAGGAGGACGGGUUGGAAAAAGAAGCAGAAGCGGUGGAGCUGGGUUGGGAGGAGUUGCUGCCGGGGCUACCAGAGCACCUGAAGAGUCACAGCCAGUUGGCGCCGCUGUUCCGCACGCGGCACUGGCGGGCCGAGCACGACCUGCAGCUGCUGAAAGGCAUCACCAAGCACGGCUACGAGUGGUGGAGUGGCGUGGCAUUAUCAAUGACCGCUCUUAGCCAUGCCACUUGCCGCCGGCACGGCUACGGGCGGUGGAGUGACAUCAUCAACGACGAUAAAUUGGGCCUCGCUGACGUGGCACGCGCUGAGCUGUUGCUGCCGCCCGCCCCGCCCCGCAACAUGAUUGGCCUUUCCCUUGAGGACAUCCCGGCGAAUCCACCUACCCCAGUUGCCACCUCGGCUGCCCAGCCCACCAAUCCUGGUGAUGCACCUACCAGACCUAGUGCGGUGACCACCAAUCCUGUUGCUUCGACCACCGGUCCUGCUGAUGCACCCACCAAACCUGAUGCUGUGACAACCAACCCUGGGGGAGUGGUUGGUGGUGGGGAGGUUGCAAUGGGUGACGUGGCAGGUUCUAGGGCGGAGGGGAGAGCAGAGGGGAAGGCGGCAACAGUGCAAGAGGGUGCUGAGGGGGAUCGCAUGAUUGCGGGUUUGAAAGCUAAAACAAGUGCUGCUGCUGGUGCCAGUGGUGCUGAUGGUGGUGCUAGUGGUGUCGAUGAUGCUGAUAAGCGCGUGACGAUGGAGGAAGGAACAGAGGGAGUGAAGGAGGAAUUGAAGGAAGAAGUGAAGGAAGAAACGAAGGAGGGAGCAAGUGAGAAGGAAACGAAAGAAAGAGAGGAAAUGAAGGAGGAAGCAAAGGAUGAAACGAAGGAGGAAACAAAGGCGGAAGUGAAGGGAGAAGUGAAGGGGGAAGCAAUGGAGGGAGGGAAGGAGGAAACGAAGGAGGAAGCAGCGGACAGGGGAGCAGCGAAAGCAGAACCAGAGAGGCUGAACCGCACUACAGCAGCAGAUGCAGGUAGCACUGGGGCAGGUGUGACUGCAGAUACCAUUCAGACUGCAAUUGACGUGGUGGUAACUGAACUAAAGAGCCGCCAGCAGCAGCAGCAGCAGCAGCAGCAGGUGGGGGUGGGGAUGCGGCAGCAGCUGCAGCAGCAGCGGCUGCGGCAGAAGGAGCAGCAGGAUAUUGUGAUGCAGUUGCAGCAGGGGCUGCAGACUCAACAACAACAAACUCAGGCUCAAUCACACCAGCUACCGCAGCAAAACGAGCAGCAGAAACAACAGCAGCAGCAGCAGCGGCAGCAGCAGCAGCAGAAAAAAGAGCAGCAGGAUCCCAAGGGCAGUGUGCCAUGGACAGAGCCAUAUGUAAUCGGCACUCCAGCCACGCAUGCUGCUGCUGCUCCAGCGGCUACCACAGCUGCUGCCCUUGCCAGUCGCCUGCAAGCUACCUCCUCCGUCAAGGCCCCUCAGAACCAGUCCGAAGCUGGAUUAGCAGCAGCUCAGAACCGCUCUGAAUCUACUUCCCAGGAGCCGCAAGAGGAGGCGGAGUGUGACCCGUAUGUAGCGCUCAUCCGCCGGCUCAACGCAGAAGCUGAGGCAGCUGCAGGGGAGAAUGCAUCCUCUGAUUCCAAUGCCGAAGCGGAGGCAGCUGUAGCAGAGGGGGAUAAUCCACCUUCCGAUUCCAAGGUCGAGGCUGUAGCGGUGGGAGCGGCUUGGGACAAUGCAUGUGCUGAUCCUGGGGAGGAGGUUGUAGCAGCCAGGGAGAGUGUGAGUGGCCCUGCGAAUAUUGCCGAUGAGGCUGUAUCGACGAAAGGAAGAGAGGUUGCAUCUGCCACGCGCUCACGUGACCCGGCUGUAGCAGCAGCAGGGAGUGAGACAGCGGAGGUGAGUGGCGCUACGGCUGAUGCUUCUGCUAAGCUCAAAACAAUACCUUCUGGAGCAGCAGAGCGUGAGAGGUCAGGCGCAUCUGGUGCAGCAGGGCCGUCUGGUGCAGCAGGGCCAUCUGGUGCAGCAGGGCCGUCUGGUGCAGCAGGGCCGUCUGGUGCAGCAUGGGCGUCUGGUGCAGCAAUAGAUUGUAGUGAAGAACCCAAGGCUGUUGCUAGCACUGCCGCUCCUGCUGCUCCUGCUGGUUCUGCCACUCCUCCUGCUCCUCCUGCAGGGUCUCUUUCUGCUGACGGUGGUUCUGUGAAGCAAAUCACGCAGGGCCACAAGGAGCCAACCACGCAGGGUCAAUCAGGCGGUGGUGUGGAUGGCGGAGGCAGCGCUGUGGGGAAGGAUCACGGGGAUGGUGUCAAACAAGCACGGGGACCCCGAGAGAAAGAAUCACCUCAAGAGGUGCAACAGACGAGGAUCCGAACCGUAAAGGGGCGAGGAGAGGGGGUUGAAGCAGAGCAACUGAAGGGAACAACGGAGUCCAGAGGAGGGGGGAAGACAAAGCAGAGGCAGGAGAGUGAGGAGCCCCCAGAAGGAGGUGAUGAGAUGGUGGUGGAAGUGUCACCAGAAAGAGAGCACUCUGUUGUUCAAGUUCCUGUAGCACCCCCGAAAAAGUCUCUCGCAUUGACCCAAGAGUUGGCUCGAGUGCCAGCAGAGAGAGGGGAGCCGGUUGUCAAAGAGCCUGUUGCGCCUCCAGAAAAGGCAAUGGGAUCUGGCCAGGAGGCCGCUGGAGUGCCAGCAGAGAAUGACAACACGGUUGCGGAGCCGUUGCAGUCACCUGAGAUACCGCCUGCAGUGCCUUCAGUGGCAGAGCAGGGCAGUGCGGGUGUGCAAGCGACUGGCGCCCCUCUCAUCCACGCUGGGGGGAAGCACGCGGCAGGCAGCAAAGCAAGUGGUGCUUCAGGGCCUGAUGAAAAUCACGCUGUUGUGGAACAGGGUGGUGGGAAGAAGAGUGUGGAUGGGAAGCGGGCUACAGAGGAGAAUGGUGAGCAGAGCUGCUCCGGUGAGAAGCACUCGGGUGGUGCAGGCAAAGAGGAGGCUCAUGUGGAGAGCCCACUUGAUGGAAGGUCCCAAAAGCAGGAGCAGCAGCAGCAGCCGUUGGGGCAGCAGCAGCAGCAGCAGCAGCAGCAGCUGGUGUUACAAGGGGAAGGUGUGCCGGAUGUGAAACAAGAGCAGCAACAGAUGAGUGGAGCUGAGCCGGCAGUGGUGGCUGUAGAUGAUGAUGAGGAAAUAAUUGACUUGUGUGAUGAUGAUGACGAGUGA